CUUUUUCUGGCCCUCGGAGUCGGGGGCGCGGGUCGCUCCCUGAGCGGAACUAAGCUGACCAACCAGGCGGAGGCUGCAGCGACCUCUUUCCCGCAAUCCCCGCGGCAGCGGCGGUACCGGCGGAGGGGGAGGGAGAAGAGGAAGAGACAGAGAGAGAGGGACGGAGAGAGGGAAAGAGGGAGAGAAGGAGGGGCCCUGCCCGCCAGCCAAUGCGCCGGGCGCUGCUGCCCGUCGAGCCACGUGUGCCCGCCGCCCCGGGUGGGUAUGAAUGGGAAGUCGGGGCCGCGCCUAGGGACUGGCCACCAUUUCCCCCGACGCAGAGGCAGAGAGAAGGGGGAGCAGCUCCGAGUCCCUCAUCCCUCCCUCAGUCCCUCCGGAGAAUUGUUCUCCCAAUCCUCCACCGUCCUACUCUCACCCCUUCGCCUUUCCUCGCCUUUCGCCAGCCCCGGCCCCCUCUGUCCAGUUGCGCCCCGCCGGCUGGAAGCAGGCGCCUCCCUCGGUGGCGAGUCCGGGGAGCUGCGGGGCCAGCGGCAGCGGGCUGGUUAGCUGCUUGCCCUCCAUCCCACCUGCCCGGAGCUGGCCCGGGCACUGCGUGGUGCUGCUCCCGCUGCCAACUUCGCGCCCGACCGGGGCCCCAAGCCGGCGAGGAGGUUCGGAUUCUCCUGCAGCUUUCUCUCCCACUUUGAAGAUCCGCUCUCUGGGGAGAAGGGGUCUUCUUUUAGCCCCUACUCCGAGCCCCUAGCAGCUGGGGCGCCGGCUCCGCGCCCCUAGGGAGGGGACAGAGAGGACUCAAAGCAGAGCCAGCCAGAGAAGCCGACUCUGGACUACCCAGGGCACUGCUUCAUUUCCCAAUGAACCAUCUUCCCUAGACCCUCUCUUUUUCCCAGGGGAAAUCUAGUCCCUACCAUCCCACCCCCUGCCUGGGGCUUCAGAGAACGGCCCUAUCCCAGCCCCCAGCCGCGGAGCUGGAAGGGUCCUGGGGGGCGGGAUAUACGGAAAGGACAAAGAGGUGGCAAGCUUUUUUUUAGGGGGAGCGAUACCCAGCCUGAACCUGCAGGACCCAGGGAAGCCGUCGAAAUCUCCAAUUUCUCCAAACGCUCCUUGCUUGAACCUCCCUCCCACCCCCAUCCCCAUUCCGUGCCCCCUCAUUUCCUUUAAGCCAGUCUACUUGCGAACUCCCAGGGAGAGCCAGGUGCCGGCCAGAGCGAAGAUGAACCCAGGCUCCGAGCAGGGAGCCCCGGCCGCUCUGGGGGUGGUCACCGCCACCUGCGUCUCCAAGGUGGAGCUCCGACUCAGCUGCCGGCAUCUGCUGGACCGCGACCCGCUCAACAAGUCAGACCCCAGCGUGGUGUUGCUAAUGCAGUCCCAGGGCCAGUGGGUGGAGGUGGACAGGACGGAGGUUAUCAAGAGCAGCCUGCAUCCAGUGUUCUCCAAGGUCUUCACCCUGGACUACUACUUUGAGGAAGUGCAGAAGCUUCGCUUUGAGGCCUAUGACAUUCAUGGACAUUGCAGCAUUGGUUCCCAGGACGAUGACUUCCUGGGAGGCAUGGAGUGCACUCUGGGGCAGAUUGUGGCCCAAAAGAAGAUGACCAGAGCCCUGCUCCUUAAAAAUGGCAAGCAUGCUGGCAAAUCCACUAUUACGGUGAUAGCAGAGGAAAUCUCUGGGAAUAAUGGUUAUGUGGAACUCUCCUUCCGGGCCAAGAAACUUGAUGACAAGGAUCUCUUUAGUAAAUCAGAUCCUUUCCUGGAGAUCUACCGGAUCAAUGAUGAUCAGAGUGAGCAGCUGGUAUACAGGACCGAGGUUGUGAAGAAUAACCUGAAUCCUGUGUGGGAGACAUUCAAAGUUUCUCUGAACUCACUUUGUAGCUGUGAAGAGAAGAGGCCUCUUAAGUGUCUGGUUUGGGACUACGAUUCCAGAGGGAAACAUGACUUCAUUGGCGAAUUCUCCACUACUUUUGAAGAAAUGCAGAAGGCGCUUGAAGAGGAUAAGGUUCAAUGGGACUGUGUGAACCCCAAGUACAAAGCGAAGAAACGGAACUAUAAGAACUCAGGGGUGGUCAUCCUGUCAGAUUUGAAGAUUCACAGGGUCUACUCCUUCCUGGAUUACAUUAUGGGUGGAUGCCAGAUUCACUUCACUGUGGCCAUUGACUUCACAGCUUCCAAUGGAGACCCCCGCAACAGUUGCUCUCUGCAUUAUAUCAACCCCUAUCAGCCCAAUGAGUACCUGAAGGCACUCAUUGCAGUAGGAGAAAUCUGCCAGGACUAUGACAGUGACAAGAAAUUUUCCGCUUUGGGAUUUGGUGCCCGGAUUCCUCCCAAGUAUGAGGUCUCCCAUGACUUUGCCAUUAAUUUCAACCCAGAUGAUGAUGAGUGUGAAGGGAUCCAGGGAGUGGUGGAAUCGUACCAGAAUUGCCUACCCAAGAUCCAACUCUAUGGCCCUACCAAUGUGGCGCCCAUCAUUGCCAAGGUGGCCAGGAUGGCGGCAGCUGAGGAGAGAACUGGGGAGGCCUCUCAAUACUAUAUUCUCCUGAUCCUGACCGAUGGUGUGGUGACUGACAUGGCGGACACAAGGGAGGCCAUCGUCCGCGCCUCUUACCUGCCCAUGUCCAUCAUCAUAGUAGGUGUGGGCAAUGCUGACUUCACAGACAUGCAGAUUCUGGAUGGGGAUGACGGGGUCCUGCGUUCCCCCAAGGGAGAGCCCGUCCUCCGGGACAUCGUACAGUUUGUCCCCUUCCGAGAAUUCAAGAAUGCUUCUGCGACAGCUCUGGCCAAGUGCGUCCUAGCUGAAGUGCCCAAGCAGGUGGUUGAAUACUACAGCCACAAAGAGCUGCCUCCUCGUUGCCCUAAUAUGGACUCUCCGGAUGCCAGCCCUGGUCCGCCACAGUGAAGCGGUACCAUCAGCCUCCAGCCAGUCACUACCCUUCAUAUUUCUUUCCAAUGCUGAGUCUGGAGAUAGGAAGGGAGACAAAAUGGGUCAGGGAGGUGGGAGAGGGGGAAGGUACUUGUUUCCUCUGCCUCUGUUUCAGACACCUCCCAGGGCCUCUCAGAUCGCCCACCCCUUCCCCCCGUGUUCACAUCAGACUCCCCCCUUUCUCUUGGUCUCCCCCUACAUCUUGUGUUUCCAUGGUGACUUAUUCCAGAGAGGUCUGGACCGGGGACCAUGGCCUGUGUGUAAUGAAAGGAUAACAAGGAAGGGAAAAUCCUGGCUUCUUCCGAUCUAGUCCCAGUGAGAGUCAAUGUCCAAGCAAUAAAAGCUUGGAGUCCCCGUCUCCUCAGUUCCAGAAAGGCACAGAGUGUGGGAGUGGAUAGCAAGUGGGGAAGAAAGGGGGUUUGGAGCCCCAAAGAGCAGACAGAGUGCGCCUCUCUUCCCUUUUCUACCUCCUAGCCCCAAGUUCCUAUUUUGAACCCCUUCCCUUUGUGGUAAUGGUGAGAGAGUGGAUAUCAAGUUCUAGUGUGAUACUUCUUCCUCACAGUUUCCAGAGAGGUCAGACCGACCUGGUUGGUCUUCCUAGGCUUAGCUCACCUGACUUGUUCUUCCCAUCCUUCAUCAGUGGGUCCGGGAAUGGAGGAGGCUUGGGAGAAAAAUUAAUUUGUGGAUCUGGGGGAUGAUUCUAGCCUGAAGGAGUUAGGUAAAGCAAUGACCUUACACUCUGUUUUCUGCUGCCCAGAAAAGACAGUUACCUUCCUGCUCCCAUCCCCAAAUAAAUUUCCUCAAAGGGUGGGCAUAAGGAAAGACUUUGGGAUUUAUCUUCCUUCCAUUCCAAGAAGACAGGUCUCUCAGAUGCCCAAGUGGCUUCUCUAUUUCUGUGUCUGUCUGUCUUUCUCUGUUUCUUUCUCUCUGUGUCUUUGUCUGCCUCUCUCUUACUCUCCCUAUCUCUGUCUCUCUUGUCUCUCUGUCUAUUUCUGUCUCUCUCUCUUUUUGUUUCUGUCUCUUUCUGUCUUUUUCUGUUUCUGUCUGUCUCUCAGUUUUUCUCUGUCUAUCUCUUUGUCUUCCUAUCUCUGUCUCUGUUAGUUCUGUCUCUGUCUUUCUCUAUCUCUGUCUGACUUUGUCUCUGUCUCCCUUCUUUUCUCUGUCUUUGUUUCUCUCUCAAAUCUGUAAUUGGCAAUUUUUUUGCACCUGGGACAAGUGGCAUAGGGUUAUGGCCAUGGGGAAGAGGAAGAACUCCCUGGGAUGUCACAAGGUUUCCAUAUUGUCAAAAGAAGAAGAGGCAUCCCCUUGGAGGAGGAUUGCUUCACUCAGGUGAAGAUCUCCUCCAGCUCUCCCUUCACCCCUUCCUCCACUUUGCAAAGCCCCUGACUGCUAGGGUUGAGAAAGAUAGACAGGAACUAUUCUGGGCUAGUGCUGGUAGCAAUGGGAAGGGAGUUGACCCUAUAAAGGUGCAGUUAGCACCAUUUAAAUUUCCUACCCUAGGAGCAAAGCCUAAUGGCCUCCCUUCUUAAUUAUGGCUCUCAUCUCUGCUCUUUCUCUUUUCCUUGAUCUUUCUGCCGCUGGAUUGUUUCUCCAGCUAUGACUACUUUCAAUCCCAAGGGUCUUAAAGUGAAAAUGGUCACAUGGAGGCAAAUUGCCCCAGGGCCUACCUUCACUCCCUCCCUAUUUUCUCUACUGGCUUCUACACAGUAAAGUCUCCUCCCCAUCUAGGUAUCUGCUGCUCUCUAAGACCCUUGUCACUACUGAUGGAUCCAAGGACCAGUUACAGGUGAAGGAGAGGGGUGGAAUGUGAUGGGACAGAGCUAUUGCCUCAAUUGGAGAUGUAGCCCUAUCUCCCUGCCCACCCCCUCCAGCUCCCCAAACCCUCUCGAGCUGUCAGGCCAAUGGAUAGGAAGUGAGGCUCAAUAAUCCCUCUCUCAGAAACAUGCAUGAUGAAAAAACUCCCAGAAACUGGGAAAUCCCCCCAGGCUUGUUGUCUGUUGACUUUUCAAUCUAGUAAAUCUUCAUGUUCUUACAGUUCCCCUCUGCCUCCUCCAUGUGGUGUCUGCUUAUGUCUGUUCUCAGCGGUGUCCUCUCCAGGGCUGUAGGAGGCAGAAACGGGGAGGGCGCGGAGGGAGAGAGUAACCCAAUAAAUGGUUUUUUCCCCUGCUA
Messenger RNA from Antechinus flavipes (yellow-footed antechinus), 5080 nucleotides. It is a transcript of the gene CPNE7, whose product is annotated as copine 7. Gene Ontology annotation, molecular function: calcium-dependent phospholipid binding. The record is from RefSeq and is a predicted model, not a curated record. The transcript has 15 exons. Bases 1211 to 2887 code for a protein of 558 amino acids. Lineage: Eukaryota; Metazoa; Chordata; Mammalia; Dasyuromorphia; Dasyuridae. Gene Ontology annotation, cellular component: plasma membrane. Gene Ontology annotation, biological process: cellular response to calcium ion.